Messenger RNA from Ictalurus punctatus (channel catfish), 2493 nucleotides. RefSeq names its product ring finger protein 41, like (gene rnf41l). Gene Ontology annotation, cellular component: plasma membrane signaling receptor complex. Gene Ontology annotation, molecular function: zinc ion binding. The record is from RefSeq and is a predicted model, not a curated record. NCBI's taxonomy places the organism in Eukaryota, Metazoa, Chordata, Actinopteri, Siluriformes, Ictaluridae. The transcript has 9 exons. Bases 1 to 1455 code for a protein of 484 amino acids. Gene Ontology annotation, biological process: protein K63-linked ubiquitination; regulation of canonical NF-kappaB signal transduction; tumor necrosis factor-mediated signaling pathway.
AUGUGGCUGGAUGAAUCUAAGGCUGAAUGUGGUCCUGAGCCUCUUCAGCACAGUGUAGAAGGAUCGUCUAUGAUAGCUUUCAGCUUCCCUCUUAUCCUCUUCUCAGUCACUUCCUCCUCCAUGUCCAGUUCCAUCCCUACCACAGACCUGGCCUUCCUCACCAACUUGUUCAGUUUAUUGGCACCACAAGUCCCAAUGCCACCUCCACAGCACACCACAGUAAAGAAGAUAACUCUGGCCACUGCAGACUGGUGUAAGAUCACCAGGACUACAGCAGCCUUACUUGGGUCAUGUGAUCCCAGCAUGGGAGAGAGACUCCCUGUGGGGUAUAUGCACUGUGUAUUAUGUGUGCUUGUGUGUUUUGCACAGCAGAAAAAGGAUAAUCAUUUUAAUGGAAAAAAAAAACAAAACCAACAACAACAAAAAAACACACCUUACAGCUGGCAGCCAUGUUGUUCCCAAGGCAACCCAAAGCUUAUCCUGGUUGGUCUUGUAAGAAGAAGAGAGCGUGAAACAGAAAGACAGGGGAGGAUCACCUGGUCUGACAGAAUGGGUUAUGAGUCGGAGCGUUUUGUGGGCUACGUGAACGAAGGAUUGCUGUGCUGUGUGUGUCGUGACGUAUUGGAGGAUCCUGUGCAGGCUCCGUGUGAGCACGCUUUCUGCAGGACCUGCAUUCACGCCUGGCUUGGGAACCAUCGGAACUGCCCCGAGGACCGGCUCCCCCUUAGCAGCGCAAACCUGCGGCCGCUCCACAGAUACAUGCGGAAUGACUUGGCGAGGCUCCAGGUGAAGUGCAUGUAUCGCUCACAAGGAUGUGAGGUCAUCUGUGCGUUGGAGUCCAUUCAUCGGCAUGAGGAACAGUGUGACUUUGCUCUGUAUAAUUGUAGCAGUGCUGGGGAGGAAUACUUGUGUUACUGCUGUGGUUGUCCAGUGCGAGUGUCUCAGCAUUCUCUGGAAGCACACUUGUGUGUCUGUGAGUACCGCAGCAGAGUGUGUGCAAGUGGGUGUGGAUACACACUGUCAAAGGCAGACGAGGCUCAGCACAACUGCAUCUCUGAACUCCGAGCUGAGCUGGACUUGCUGAGGACUGAACUGGAUUGUAAGGUUGUGGAAGUGAGACGUGAGAUGGAGUCCCGGCUGGAUUCUCAGAGGAGACACAUGGUGCAAAAGGAGAACCUACUGAAAAACGAGGUGGAUGAGCUCAAGGGCCAACUGUCCCGUGUGGUGUCGGACGUGUGUGCAUUAUUGGGAGCAGAGCAAACUCGCUGGAAAGAGCUGCAGAGGGUGGAGCUUGAGAAAGCAGAGCUUCUGGAACGUAUGAAGAAUGAGGUUCUUAAACCAGGCACGGCCACACAAACAGCGACGCGUCACAACGAGGAGCAUCGCAAGCAAAAUCCACAUGGCCCAACAUUAGACUGCCUCAAGAAGAAGAGCAGAGACGUCACGGUUCUCUGAACACCAGCACACACGACUGCAUAGCUGUUCGAGGGCCUGCUAACUGCCAGAUUCUCCUGGUGCAGAUACAUGCUGCUAACCAACUACAGUCCCCUGCAAAAGUAUUGGAACAGCAAGACCAAUUCUUUUGUUUUUGUUAAACACUGGGUUUGAGACGAUAUAUGAGAAUUUCAGCUUUCAUUUCCUGAUAUUUACAUUUAGAUGUGUUAAACGACUUACAACACGGAACCUUUGGUGGCAGACCACCCAAUGUUUAGGUGAGCAAAACUAUUGGAAGAGAUAGUCUUAAAGUAAAUAACACUUAAUAUUUGGUUGCAUAACCCUUACUUGCAAUAAAUGCAUCAAGCCAGCAACCCACAGUCAUCACCAAACUGUUACUUCUUCUUUUGUGAUGCUUUUCCAGGUUUGUACCACAGCUUCUUUCACAUGUACACCCAGGGCUCAAGAGUAGACAUUCAGUGCUGUUCAUUGUUUAAACAAUCAAUUUAACAUGGUUCACCUGGACAACAAGAAACACCUGUCGGUCAACAUGUUCCAAUACUUCUGAUCACUCGAAAAAUGGGUGGGUUCAAACAAAAAGUGGCAAAAACUAAAAUAAUUGUUUAACACAUCUCAUUCAUCUUCUGAUCUCAAACUUAUAUGUCUUCAGUGCACGGCGAAAACAAGAAUUGGCCUUGUCGUUUCAAUACUUUCAGAGGGGACUGUAUGGUUCAAUACUCCAGUGGUGUUCAUAUUAUCUGAGCAGUUUUCUAAAUGAUUUUCCAAAACAAAUUAAAUAAUUAGGAACCUUCACAUAUUUUCACAAUGAUUUAUUUCACAUUAUUUGUCUAUUUUCUCAAACUGGCUCACAAUAAAAUACUUUGCAAAGGAUCCAUCACAAUGUCUUUCUUGGAAAACAGCACUUCCUAGCAAAGAGCUCCAUAUAAAAAUGUACGCUUUUAAACUGCUGAAAUUCAAAUGUCCGCUUUAAAAGAUAUUAAACACAAGUGGAUAUUCACAGAAUUUUAAUCAGUUUUUGACACGCACAUAAAAAACAAA